ACCGAGUCACACCGCAUCUCGUCUUCGCCUUCGUUUCUUCUCGCCUUUUGAGAUAUUGUGACUUAAGUUACACGAACUGAAACUAAUCGGUUAAUCAACGCCUCGCAACGCUUACUUAUGACUUUGACAGUGUGUCCAGAAAUCGCCUAGAACUAAAGUGAUAACCAAGUGAUACACGAACUCCGAGACUGAGUUACCGCCGGUUUUGCGCCGGGACAACUUCACGGAUCUUGGAGCUCUCCAGAAACUAUGACCGUAACCGCUUUUGCAGCCGCCAUGCACAGACCCUUCUUCAAUGGAUAUUCUACCAUGCAAGACAUGAACAGCGGCCAAGGGCGCGUCAAUCAACUAGGUGGAGUUUUCAUCAACGGUCGUCCUUUGCCCAACAACAUUCGUUUAAAAAUCGUCGAGAUGGCUGCCGAUGGUAUUCGGCCAUGUGUGAUCUCCAGACAACUACGUGUAUCUCACGGAUGCGUUUCCAAAAUCCUGAACCGUUAUCAGGAGACUGGUUCCAUUAGGCCAGGAGUGAUUGGUGGCUCCAAGCCGAGAAUUGCCACCCCCGAAAUCGAGAACCGAAUUGAGGAUUACAAGCGCAGUAAUCCGGGAAUGUUCUCCUGGGAGAUCCGCGAGAAGCUAAUCCGUGAGGGAGUCUGCGACAGGAGCACAGCACCCUCAGUCUCUGCCAUUUCACGCCUGGUGCGUGGUCGCGAUGCUCCACUUGACAACGAUUUGUCCUCUGCCUCGGGAUCCCCCUCGGGUGCUGUUACCAAGGCCUCCAGUUCCUGCGGCUCGGAUGUCUCCGGUGGUCAUCACAAUAACAAGCCCUCCGAUGAGGACAUCUCCGACUGUGAGAGUGAGCCGGGAAUCGCCUUGAAGCGCAAGCAACGUCGCUGCAGAACCACUUUCUCCGCUUCCCAGUUGGACGAACUGGAGCGCGCCUUUGAGCGUACCCAAUAUCCUGAUAUCUACACCCGUGAGGAACUUGCUCAGCGCACCCAUCUCACAGAGGCCCGCAUCCAGGUUUGGUUUAGCAACCGGCGAGCUCGUCUCCGCAAGCAGCACACCUCGGUCUCAGCCGUAGCACCUGGAGGAGUUUCAUCCGUCAGUCAUGUGACAACAUCCACCGCUCUGCCGAGCGUUGUUUCCAGUGUGCCCAGUAUGGCUCCUCUGGCCAUGAUGCCCGGGUCCCUGGAUCCAGUCUACCAGCAACAGUAUGAUUUCUACGGAACUCAUGCCAACAUUUCCGUAUCAGCCGCUGCUCCCAUUGCUAGUAGCAAUCUCUCGCCAGGAAUCACCACCACCCCACCGCACCACCACCAAUUCUACAACCCCAGCGGUAACACAGCCAGCUAUAUAAUGCCAGGAGAGAAUGGCAACACCACACCCACCGGGAACAUCAUCGUGUCCAACUAUGACACCCAGUUGGGCUCCGUUUACGGAACCGAAACGGAAACCCAUCAGACCAUGCCACGCAAUGAGAGUCCCAACGAGUCGGUGUCGUCCGCCUUUGGUCAACUGCCACCCACACCCAACAGCCUUUCGGCCGUGGUGAGUGGAGGAGGAGUGACCUCCAACUCGGGUGCCGAUUCCUCGCAGUCGCUGGCCAAUGCCAGUGCUGGAAGUGAGGAGCUAUCGGCUGCCCUGAAGGUCGAAGCAGUCGACCUGGUCGCUGCCGGUCAAUCUCAAUUAUACGGUGGUUGGAGCUCCAUGCAGGCACUCCGUCCAAAUGCCCCACUAUCCCCAGAGGACUCGUUGAACUCGACCAGCUCGACCAGCCAGGCUCUGGAUGUCACCACCCACCAGAUGUUCCACCCGUAUCAGCAUACACCGCAGUAUGCCACCUAUCCUUCGGCACCCGGUCAUGCCCAUUCGCAUCCCCAUCAUGGACAUCCCCAUGCGCCGCAUCCGCACGCACAUCCACAUGCGCAUCCGCAAUAUGCCGGCGCCCAUCCGCAUUAUCCGACGCCCACUUCGUCAACGCACUUCAUGCCGCAAAACUUCAAUGCCGCCGCCUUUCCAUCGCCCUCGAAGGUCAACUACACAACGAUGCCGCCACAGCCAUUCUAUCAUUCCUGGUACUAAAAAAAACAAAAAGGAUCCUCCACCUACUCCUCCAGGAGCAGGAGCAGGUGUCGCCAGAUCCCUAAAGACAAGUCGCCAAAGAUGUACAUAGCUGGGGAGAAACAUAAAAAUAACAUUUUUGUGUGGGGCAGUACAGAUAUUUUCCAUGUGGGAAAACCUCUGACAGACUCGCCCCUAAAAUAGUUCCAAUUUGUAGAUCCUAAGCCUAGUAAAUAGUACCAACUAAAGUUUAGAAUAUAAGAUGAUUAGUGAUUAAGUAGCAAGUGCCUUGAAAAUAAAUAUAUAUG
This is a messenger RNA of Drosophila eugracilis, 2369 nucleotides long. It is a transcript of the gene prd, whose product is annotated as segmentation protein paired. Gene Ontology annotation, molecular function: DNA-binding transcription factor activity, RNA polymerase II-specific; RNA polymerase II cis-regulatory region sequence-specific DNA binding. NCBI's taxonomy places the organism in Eukaryota, Metazoa, Arthropoda, Insecta, Diptera, Drosophilidae. The record is from RefSeq and is a predicted model, not a curated record. Gene Ontology annotation, biological process: regulation of transcription by RNA polymerase II; anatomical structure development.